GUGGGGGGCAGGGAAGUCAAUGGGGGCCCAGGGCGCUCGGCCGUGGCCCCGCCAGGUGGACGAUGACGCCACCUGUUGAACGGUGGAAGUGGAGAGCGCUUUAACAAAAACAAUCUAUAUAUAUACAAAGCUAUGCAAAACAGACGUUUCAGAAGAAGAAGAAAACAAAAAUAGAGUCAAAAUGAGUCCGUAAACGUGAAGUGCGAUGACACAACACUCGCUCUCCACUUGCGUCGGAUUUCUAUAGCGGCGGAGCGAGGAACACGUGCUUCGUGCUGACAUGGAUUUAGUUUUGACAAAUACACGGAAAUAACGCGACUUAUAUAACAAAACCCAUAACAUAGGGUUCACUUCCCACAUGAGUGUUGCUUGAAAACAUCAAUGUGGGUAACGAUAACGCCACACAAACGCCGCAUUGGCAGCUCAUGUCCGACAUCUCGAAGCAAUCUGAAACGACCGCUGAGCGGGGCCGCUCCUCGGAACGCGGGCUCCUGCGACGGGUCACUCUGUCAUAGGUCACUCUGUGACUGUGAUAGGUCACUCUGUGACUGUGACAGGUCACUCUGUGACUGUGACAGGUCACUCUGUGAUAGGUCACUCUGUGACUGUGAUAGGUCACUCUGUGAUAGGUUACUCUGUGAUAGGUCACUCUGUGACUGUGACAGGUCACUCUGUGAUAGGCCACUCUGUGACUGUGACAGGUCACUCUGUGAUAGGUCACUCUGUGACUGUGACAGGUCUCUCUGUGACAGGUCACUCUGUGACUGUGACAGGUCACUCUGUGACUGUGACAGGUCACUCUGUGAUAGGUCACUCUGUGACUGUGACAGGUCACUCUGUGACUGUGACAGGUCACUUUGUGAUAGGUCACUCUGUGACUGUGACAGGUCACUCUGUGACAGGUCACUCUGUGACUGUGACAGGUCACUCUGUGACAGGUCACUCUGUGACAGGUCACUCUGUGAUAGGUCACUCUGUGACUGUGACAGGUCACUCUGUGAUAGGUCACUCUGUGAUAGGUCACUCUGUGACUGUGACAGGUCACUCUGUGAUAGGUCACUCUGUGACUGUGAUAGGUCACUCUGUGAUAGGUCACUCUGUGACUGUGAUAGGUCACUCUGUGAUAGGUUACUCUGUGAUAGGUCACUCUGUGACUGUGACAGGUCACUCUGUGAUAGGCCACUCUGUGACUGUGACAGGUCACUCUGUGAUAGGUCACUCUGUGACUGUGACAGGUCUCUCUGUGACAGGUCACUCUGUGACUGUGAUAGGUCACUCUGUGAUAGGUCACUCUGUGACUGUGAUAGGUCACUCUGUGAUAGGUCACUCUGUGACUGUGAUAGGUCACUCUGUGAUAGGUUACUCUGUGAUAGGUCACUCUGUGACUGUGACAGGUCACUCUGUGAUAGGUCACUCUGUGACUGUGACAGGUCACUCUGUGAUAGGUCACUCUGUGACUGUGACAGGUCUCUCUGUGACAGGUCACUCUGUGACUGUGAUAGGUCACUCUGUGAUAGGUCACUCUGUGACUGUGAUAGGUCACUCUGUGACUGUGACAGGUCACUCUGUGACAGGUCACUCUGUGACUGUGACAGGUCACUCUGUGACAGGUCACUCUGUGACUGUGACAGGUCACUCUGUGACAGGUCACUCUGUGACUGUGACAAGUCACUCUGUGAUAGGUCACUCUGUGACAGGUCACUCUGUGAUAGGUCACUCUGUGACAGGUCACUCUGUGACUGUGAUAGGUCACUCUGUGAUAGGUCACUCUGUGACUGUGAUAGGUCACUCUGUGACAGGUCACUCUGUGACUGUGAUAGGUCACUCUGUGACAGGUCACUCUGUGACCGUGACAGGUCACUCUGUGACAGGUCACUCUGUGACUGUGACAGGUCACUCUGUGACUGUGACAGGUCACUCUGUGACAGGUCACUCUGUGACUCUGACAGGUCACUCUGUGACAGGUCACUCUGUCACUGUAACAGGUCACUCUGUGACUGUGAUAGGUCACUCUGUGACAGGUCACUCUGUGACUGUGACAGGUCACUCUGUGACAGGUCACUCUGUGACUGUGACAGGUCACUCUGUGACUGUGAUAGGUCACUCUGUGACAGGUCACUCUGUGACUGUGAUAGGUCACUCUGUGACAGGUCACUCUGUGACCGUGACAGGUCACUCUGUGACUGUGACAGGUCACUCUGUGACAGGUCACUCUGUGACCGUGACAGGUCACUCUGUGACAGGUCACUCUGUGACCGUGACAGGUCACUCUGGGCCUGUGACAGGUCACUGUGUGACUGUGACAGGUCACUCUGUAACCGUGACAGGUCACUCUGUGACAGGUCACUCUGUGACUGUGACAGUUCACUCUGUGACAGGUCACUUUGUGACAGGUCACUCUGUGACUGUGACAGGUCACUCUGUGAUAGGUCACUCUGUAAUAGGUCACUUUGUGACGGUGACAGGUCACUCUGGGCAGGUCGUUCAAUAUAAACGCGCUCUGGAGCAUACUGCACAUUGAUCUCGUACCACGUGACCUCACGAUUGUUAGCACAAAUGCAAUUCACAUUGGUGCUGUAGGUAUGUAAAUGAUCCAAAACAAGGUUUGAAAUUAAAUUUUGAUUUAAAGCUUUCAUGACUGCAGGGAUUCAUAUUCUUGGUUCUUUCGGUAAAGUCACGUAGA
This is a messenger RNA of Petromyzon marinus (sea lamprey), 2683 nucleotides long. Lineage: Eukaryota; Metazoa; Chordata; Hyperoartia; Petromyzontiformes; Petromyzontidae. The record is from RefSeq and is a predicted model, not a curated record.